Brassica napus (rape) is the source of this 3281-nucleotide messenger RNA. Its product is annotated as putative L-type lectin-domain containing receptor kinase I.10. The coding region runs from base 543 to 2645 and encodes 700 amino acids. The transcript has a single exon. Gene Ontology annotation, molecular function: carbohydrate binding; protein kinase activity; ATP binding. NCBI's taxonomy places the organism in Eukaryota, Viridiplantae, Streptophyta, Magnoliopsida, Brassicales, Brassicaceae. The record is from RefSeq and is a predicted model, not a curated record. Gene Ontology annotation, biological process: protein phosphorylation. Gene Ontology annotation, cellular component: plasma membrane.
UUUAGGUUUAAAAUUUAAGAUUUCAGGUUUAGAAUUUAAAAUUCAGGGUUUAGGGUUUAGCUGCUGGCGUUAGUGUCGUUAAAAUUUGCGUUAUUCUUUUUUUUAGCUAUUUUAAAAUAAUUUUUAUAUUUUUUAUUUAAUUGACACUUUGAUUGAUCACAGAACGAGAGGUGAAUUUAAAGAUGAACCUAAGUUUUGUUCAUAUUUUCUACAUUUGACUAUUAUUGAUUUUUGUAGCCAUAAAAGUAUAUAUGUAUGAUGAAGACCAUGUUUCUGAAUGCAUAAACUAGUUCCAAGUUGAACAAGUAGGAGUAAAUUCCAAUGAAAGUUAAUGCACAUCUAGUACAAGACAUAACUAGUGUUCUUAAGAUUUUGUUUGACCCGUUAAUACCGGUUGUGAAUGCAUCACAUGCAGCAUUGCGUAGUCUCCUUUAUGUCAUUUAUGUUCAGAUAUUGUGUCAGAUGAAGAAUCUUUAUUGUUAAUUUAUCCAAUACUAUACUAGCAUUAAAGAAGUCCAGUUUGUAAAGGGAAUAAACGGCGAAUGCUUUUGCUGCUAAUAUUCCCUUUGGAUAUAAACAAACAAUACUUUAACACUUGCAUCACUAAAACACAAGCUCACAUCCUUCUUUGUUCUGUCAAAACAGAUCCAAACUUCUUUAGUUCGUCAUCAGCAAUGACCUAUGGAUUGCUUCAGAAGAUCCUGGUGUUCACUUGUUUUCAUCUGAUUUAUCUAUCAAGUCAACAAGAGUUGAACUUUGUCUAUGACAGUUUUGGAGGGCAAGAAAAUCUUUUUCUUGAUGGAUCUGCAACAGUUCUUCCCAAUGGAUUACUUCAGCUUACAAACGCUUCAGACCAUCAAAUGGCUCAUGUUUUCUACAAGAAACCAAUCGGUCUCAGUUCCUCUAAACCACUCUCCUUCUCAACACACUUCAUUUGUGCUCUUGUGCCUCGGCCAGGCUUUGAAGGUGGACAUGGCAUGGCCUUUGUAGUAUCUACCUCUAUGGAUUUCUCACACGCAGAGUCAGAUAGAUACUUGGGGGUUUUCAACGUGUCGAAAAAUGGAUCCCCCUCUUCUGAUGUGCUUGCUGUUGAGCUUGACACUAUUCGGAAUCCAGAUUUUGAAGACAUUGAUAGCAAUCAUGUGGGGAUUGAUGUCCACAGUCCUCUGUCUGUAGGAACAGCUUCAGCUUCUUACUAUUCAGACAUUAAGGGUAAUAACCAAAGCAUAAACCUCCUGAGUGGAAAACCAUUACAGGUAUGGGUGGAAUAUGAAGACACUAUGCUCAAUGUCUCAAUAGCUCCUCUUGAAGUCCAGAAGCCAAGUCAGCCUCUCUUGUCCCAACCCAUCAAUCUUACAGAAGUUUUUCCAAAUAGUUCAAGACUUUUUGUUGGGUUCUCUGCAGCAACAGGCACAGCUACUAGUUAUCAGUAUAUUCUUUCAUGGAGUUUUUGCACAAACAGAAGAUCUUUACAGAAACUUAACAUCUCAAGACUCCCUGAAGUUCCUCAACCAAGAUCUGAACAUAAGAAUUAUUCUCAACUAAUCACUAUCCUGCUUGGUUUUAUAGCUACCAUGGGCUUGGGUGUUCUUAUAGGAGUGUAUCUUUUCAAGAAGUGUAAGUAUGCAGAAGUAACUGAAGAAUGGGAAAAGGAGUUUGGUGCACACAGAUUCUCUUACGAGUCCUUAUACAAUGCAACAAAAGGGUUCAACAAGGAUGGGUUUCUCGGAAAAGGAGGCUUUGGAGAAGUGUACAGAGGAACUCUUCUUCUAAGCAGAGAGAUAGCUGUCAAGAGAAUGUUCCAUAAUGAUGAUCAAGGUGUGAAGCAGUUUGUGUCUGAAGUGGUGAGCAUGAGAUGUCUGAAACACAGGAACCUUGUUCCAUUUCUUGGGUAUUGCAGGAGAAAGCAUGAGCUUCUUCUGGUCUCUGAGUACAUGCCCAACGGUAGUCUUGACGAGCAUUUGUUUGACGACGAGAAACCAGUACUUUCUUGGCCUCAGAGACUUGUGAUCCUUAAGGGUAUAGCCUCAGCUCUUUGUUAUUUGCAUACAGGUGCUGACCAAGUUGUUCUGCACCGAGAUAUCAAAGCUUCUAACAUUAUGUUGGACGCUGAGUUCAACGGAAGGCUAGGGGAUUUUGGAAUGGCUAGGUUUCAUGACCAUGGAGAGUAUGCAUGCCCAACAGGAGCCGUUGGAACUAUAGGUUACAUGGCGCCGGAGAUAAUUGAUAUGGUGGCUUCCACUGGAACUGAUGUGUACGCCUUUGGUGUUUUCAUGCUUGAAGUUACAUGUGGGAGGAGGCCUGUGGAGCCACAGUUACAAUGUGAGAAGCGAGUUCUGGUGAAAUGGGUUUGUGAGUGCUGGAAAAGGGAAUAUUUGCUUGAUGCUGUUGACCCGAGACUGGGAGAUGACUUCUUACCUGAGGAAGUGGAGAUGGUUAUGAAACUUGGUUUGUUAUGUUCAAAUAUCAUGCCGGAAUCAAGGCCUACGAUGGAGCACGUGGUUCUAUACUUAAACAACAGUCUGCCUUUGCCAGAUGUCUCACCAUAUACUGUGGGGUUUAGCAGUCAUUCUUCGGUUUUGAUUGAUGCAGCAUCUCUUGUAGCUUCAAGGAGCUGGUCAGCUUCCUCAGCCUCUUCUUCCUAGGCCAAUAACUAACGGAUUAGCCAUGGUGACACAUAGUGGAGUCUAAGAACUCUCUCUUCAUAUAGUUGUGGGAUAGAAAAACCUCAGAUCCUCUCUCUGGCUUCAACAGCCUCAGUAAUUAGAAGUAAAGACCCAAUGUAUAUAGCAGAAAGCAGAUUUUAUUUGCUUUCAAGAUUGUUUUAUCUCUCUCACUUAGUCCAGGAUCAAUUGCAUUUUUCAGAAAGUAACUUGUAGUCUUAUAAACACCUGAUGGUAUAACCAUUCAUAUUUUGAAUCUUCUUGUUCUCCCUUGAAAUUUAUAAGUGUCUAAUAACCAAAUACACAAGAACGUGCCAGAUGAUAAGUCUUACUUAAAGUCUUCUACCGUUUUCUUUGAUUUAUGCAUUGAUUUAUACGAUAUAAACAAGAAUUUGCAAGAUCAUAAAAUGUUCUAUUAGUCAUUUUGCAGAGAAUAUUGCCUCUGCUAUCAGUUACCUGCAUACAGGAGCUAACCAAGUUGUGUUACGCGGAGAUAUAAAAGCUUUCUAAUGUAAUGUUAGAUUAUGAUUUCACUGAAAGGUUAGGAUAUUUUGGAAUUUCCAGGUUUGAAGAUUAUGGAGAUAGCUUACCAGAAACGGCUGCUAUAGGAACAAAACA